Messenger RNA from Bemisia tabaci, 1720 nucleotides. The record is from RefSeq and is a predicted model, not a curated record. NCBI's taxonomy places the organism in Eukaryota, Metazoa, Arthropoda, Insecta, Hemiptera, Aleyrodidae.
GUGAAGACACUUAGGCAUUUCCUUUCUGUGGUUAUUCAAUUUGCGCGACUACUUACUCAACAUUUACGAAGACUUUCAUUUUCAAGUACGGGAAGGUGAUAAGUGUGAAAAUAAAACAUACUGCCAAUGACCAUCCCGGUCUUUUUUUUUUUCAUAAUAAAUGUGAAAGACAUGUGAGCUUCUUUCCAUUUUUCCAAGUUAAUUCAGAAAUAACUCAGGACCAAAACUAUUCAAGGAAAAAUGCAACUUUAGAGGGACUCUAAAUACAACUAUGCAAUCUCAAACCGUCCAGCAUAUCACGGAGUGUUUUGUAAAACCCCAGUAUGUCACGGAGGAGUCAAAGCAACCGUACUAUCUAAUGCCAUGGGAGUUACCCAUGCUUUCAUGGCACUACAUCCAAAAAGGCCUUCUUUUCGAAACACCGCCACAGGUUAACCGAGCAAACUUCAUGAACGAUCUCUUAGAUAGACUCAAGUAUUCCCUUUCCCUCACUCUCGUUCAGUACUAUCCUCUUGCUGGCCGCCUAGCGACAGAGAAACAAGAAAAUGACUCUUCCUACCUGAUUUUCGUCGAUUGCGUCAACAGUCCCGGUGCGAAAUUUAUUCAUGCAAAACUCGACAUGAUAACAUCGGAGAUUAUUUCUACGAGGUAUGAACCAUUGGUUGCUCGAUCAUUCUUUGACCAUAAAACAUCCGUCAGCUACGAUGGUCGCACAAAACCCCUGGUUUCCAUCCAAGUUACCGAAUUAAAUGAUGGAGUCUUCAUCGGCUGCUCAAUGAGCCACGCUAUCGCUGAUGGGACCACCUACUGGAGUUUCUGGAAGAAACUGUCCGGUAUAUUCCAAACGGGUGGAAAUAAUAAACAAAAUGAACGUCCUGCUGUAAACCUGAAAAGGUGGUCCUCAGUGGGGUGCGGUCCUUUAGUUGACUUCCCAGUCACUUUUCAAGAUGCGUUCAUCACCAACGUCGAUGUGCCCGAGGGUCAUGUAUCAAGAAAAUUCCACUUUUCGGCAGACUCGGCUGCGAAACUGAAAGCUAAAGCAAAUUCAGAAUGCAAUACCACCGUGAUAUCAUCAUUCCAAUCCUUAAUCGCGCAUUUAUGGAGAUCCAUAACGAAGGCAAGGCGCCUGCCUAGCGAUCAGACAGUUUUAUGUAUCGCCGCUGUAAAUAUUCGACCAAGGAUGAAGCCUCCUUUACCUGCAGAUUGUUUCGGAUGCAUGAUUGGAGCGGCCACUGCGCGAACCACAGCUGGUCAACUCCUCGAAGAAAGUCUCGGAUGGGUGGCUUGGGAGAUACACCAAGCGAUUGUCAGCUACACGGAUGCAUCGGUGCGCAAAUCUACCGAGAAAUGGAUCCGCGCACCAUCAAUUAUCGAUAUUACUAAAUUGUUCUCUCCGAAUUCGAUGGUUGUUGGUGGCUCGCCAUGGUUCGAUAUGUACGGGAAUGAGUUCGGGAUGGGUAAAGCGUUGGCGAUCCUUAUGGGAACUGCGCUCAAGCUUGAUGGUUGUGUUGAGACGUUGCCUGGACUCGAGGGAAGAGGAAGCGUGGAAUUUGGAGUGUGCCUGGGAGCUUCUGCGAUGGAAGCACUGGAAGCUGACGAGGAGUUCAUGGCUUUUGUUUCUUGACCGCUUCACAAUGAAAACAAAUCUCGGCGAUUUUACCAAGGUCCUUUGGUACCUUUACCAUCUCAAAUUUUUUUACCAAUUAUUGGUAAUUAAUCA